Messenger RNA from Drosophila ananassae, 906 nucleotides. RefSeq names its product CD63 antigen. The record is from RefSeq and is a predicted model, not a curated record. Gene Ontology annotation, cellular component: membrane. The transcript is spliced from 5 exons. The coding region runs from base 92 to 778 and encodes 228 amino acids. NCBI's taxonomy places the organism in Eukaryota, Metazoa, Arthropoda, Insecta, Diptera, Drosophilidae.
GAAGGGGAAAACUUUCCAGUAACCAUUGAUCUACGAAACAAACUACAACGAAUUGUGUGUCCUUCCGGCUAAAGACCUCUAAUAUUGAAUCAUGGAUUGCGGAGGAGUUUUUGUGAAAUAUGUGUUGUUCAUAUUCAACAUAUUGUUUGUGAUAUGCGGCAUUUUACUCAUCACCUUUGGAUCUAUAAUGGUAUCAUCCAUUAAGGAUUUCUCAAAUGUCGGAGAAACCUUCACUGCCAACAGUGUAGCCAUCAUUAUCCUGGUCCUGGGCUGCCUCAUCUUUUUGAUCGCCUUCAUGGGAUGCUGCGGAGCCAUUCGUGAAAAUGCCUGCUGUCUGACCACGUAUUCCUCUGUGAUGAUGGUGCUGUUAGUCGGUCAACUGGCCCUGAUCAUUUAUGUGUGGAUUGACCAUGUACAGAUUCAGCAAUCUCUGGAAAAGAUUGUCCAGACAAUCUGGGACCAGCGAAAAUCCGAUUCUCUCCUAUUGGACACUCUGCAACGAUCUUUCAAGUGCUGUGGUAAGAAGAGCUACAUUGAUUAUGUUAGUACAUCUUUUCCUGGCUCCUGCUGCGACUCCCCCUCCAAUGGGACGUGUUCAAUCAAACAGGUAAUUGAUCGGCCAGGAUGCCUUGCAGCCGUUGAUUCCUUCUGGGACACCAACGUAAAUAUCAUCAAAUACGCGGGUCUAGGCGUGACUGCCAUUGAGCUUGUUGCCUUCAUUUUUGGAUGCUGCUUGGCCAAUCAGACCCGAAACGUACAGAGACGUCAGAACUACUAAGCUCCGAGUAGUAUAUUCAUUAAAUCUUAAUAUUGUCCCAUCACAUCGCGUAAUAAUUUAAAUAAGUUUAUAAAAUCUAGCCCUGAUUAAUAAAUGGGAUCACCAAUUACGGGAUAAUAUAACUCUAA